Messenger RNA from Ochlerotatus camptorhynchus, 1230 nucleotides. RefSeq names its product 5'-deoxynucleotidase HDDC2. Gene Ontology annotation, molecular function: 5'-deoxynucleotidase activity. The transcript is spliced from 4 exons. The record is from RefSeq and is a predicted model, not a curated record. Lineage: Eukaryota; Metazoa; Arthropoda; Insecta; Diptera; Culicidae. Gene Ontology annotation, cellular component: cytoplasm. Bases 75 to 863 code for a protein of 262 amino acids.
UUACUCGACCUGUGUUUUGCUUUUGGUGAGAGUGAUGGCCACAGUUUCACUGGUAUACAACUUCGAGCAUAAAGAUGCUUACUAUUUAUAGGUUAUCGACCAAACUGAAGAAACAUUCGUUUGAUCUGUGCACAAAAUUAUCCAAAUUAGUAACGUUACGGGAAACUCACGUGAGCAGAGUGAUGCAUCAGGCCACGACAAAUGGCCAUCUUGGAAGCGACGAAGCUAACCAGGGAAACAAGUACGGAGACUAUGUGAAAUUUUUGGAGCUGGUUGGAAACCUUAAGCACAUCAAGCGAACCGGAUGGGUGCUACGUAAUGUAAAAGACUGUGAGACUAUUUCGGGCCAUAUGUACCGGAUGGGAAUGAUGUCUUUCCUGCUCGAUGGUAGCCAGGGUCUGGACAGGGUACAUGUUAUGGAAUUGGCUCUGGUACAUGACCUUGCCGAGAGCAUCGUUGGUGACAUAACGCCCUAUUGUGGAAUCUCCAGAGAAGAAAAAUUACUGCGAGAGUUUUCGGCGAUGUCGGAAAUUGCGGAACUGCUUGGUCCAAGCAAGGAAAAGUUGCUGGAGCUGUUCAAUGAGUAUGAGGAAGGAAAAACAGCUGAGGCAAAGUUCGUGAAAGAUCUGGAUCGCCUCGAUAUGGUCAUGCAAGCAUUCGAGUACGAGAAACGUGAUAAUUGUCCGUUGAAGCAUCAAGAGUUCUUCGACUCAACCAAGGGUAAAUUCUCCCAUCCUCUUGUGAUCAAUAUUGUGAACGAAAUCAACGCUCAAAGAGAAAAGUUUGCCGAAGCAAAUGUCGAUGGUACAACACAUAAUUCUUCACCGUCACGUGAAGCCGCUACAAGUGGUGGAUCUAGAUGAUUCUGUAAAUGGAAAUUCAUUCGUAUAUUUUAGUGAUGAAGUCUUGAAAGUUGAUUCUUUUGGGUGUUUCUUGUGUUACGAUAAAAUUCAAGUGUGAUCUCAUCAUUGCUUAUUUAGGUACCAACUGGAUUUUUUGUAAAAAUAGCUAAUUGAUGUGAGCUAGUCAAUUUUGGAAGUACGAGAAUAAAAAAAAAACAGUUUAUUUAUUACGACGAGCUUGAGACUAUUAGCCCAUAUUUAGCAACCAAUAGCUAUAAUGUUUUUGUUAGAAAUGGUAAAGGUAUACAUUUCAGGGACUUAAACAUUGGUAGUAUUGGCAUAACAUGCGUAAUAGAUUUCAUUUUAGUUAAAACGUUCAGAAAAAAAA